Molecule: messenger RNA, 9774 nt
Organism: Equus caballus (horse)
Lineage: Eukaryota; Metazoa; Chordata; Mammalia; Perissodactyla; Equidae
Gene: ARHGAP31
Product: Rho GTPase activating protein 31
Biological process (GO): small GTPase-mediated signal transduction
Cellular component (GO): lamellipodium
Molecular function (GO): GTPase activator activity
Source: RefSeq, a predicted model, not a curated record
GCUGCCAAAAAUUUCCACCCUCCGCCCCCCUCCCUAGCGAACUUCCUUCCAGCAUUUCCUGAGCUGGAUGAUCCUAGGAUUUGUAAGACAGGAAAAAAAGGAAGGCGUGAGGGCGGGUGGGAGAGACAGGAUGCUUGUUUUUCGUUGUACCCAAGCCGUCUGAAGGCACGGCCGCGGGCGCAGGGAGCAGGACCCGCCGCAGCCCCAGGGCUGUCUCCUCGCCCCCGGCCGCUGCCCGCUUCCCCCGCUCGCGUCCUCGCCGGGGCAUCUAGAAAGGCGGAAAGAAGAGCUCGCCCUCCCUCUGAAGCGGAGGAAAACACCCGAAGACACCGCAGGAGCCUGUGAAAGUCCCUGGGACUCCGAGUGAGGAAGUGACACUCCCAAGCUCGCCGGCCCGCGGCUGCCAGCUCUGCACGGCCUCCGGCACCGCGGCCCUGGAGGCGCGCGCCGUGGACUUGAGGCUCCGCGCCGCGCGGGGUCCCUGCGCCCUGCCCCGGGCCCCGGCUCUUCUGGACGCCCAUGCGGCCCCCCAGCGCCGCGCCGCAGCCAGUGAGCUAAGCCCGGAGACCAUCUUCGGCGCGGUGCCAAGCAGAGGGGAGGGGGAGACGGAGGGGCAACCUCUUUGGGACUAACUCAUGAAGAACAAGGGUGCCAAGCAGAAGCUGAAACGAAAGGGAGCCGCCAGUGCCUUUGGCUGUGACCUGACCGAAUAUCUGGAAAGCUCAGGACAGGAUGUUCCAUAUGUAUUGAAGAGCUGUGCAGAAUUUAUAGAGACUCACGGCAUCGUGGAUGGAAUUUAUCGGCUUUCGGGAGUUACCUCGAACAUACAACGGCUAAGGCAAGAGUUUGGCUCAGAUCAAUGUCCAGAUCUGACAAGAGAAGUGUACCUCCAGGACAUCCACUGUGUGGGCUCCCUCUGCAAGCUCUACUUCAGGGAGCUGCCCAACCCCCUCCUGACUUAUGAGCUCUAUGAGAAAUUCACGGAGGCGGUGUCGCAUUGCCCAGAAGAAGGCCAACUGGCCCGAAUCCAAAAUGUUAUCCAGGAGCUUCCCCCAUCCCAUUAUAGGACCUUGGAAUACCUGAUUCGACACCUGGCCCACAUUGCCUCCUUCAGCAGCAAGACCAACAUGCAUGCCAGGAACCUGGCCCUGGUGUGGGCACCAAACCUUCUCAGGUCCAAAGAAAUCGAAGCCACUGGUUGCAAUGGAGACGCAGCCUUCCUGGCAGUCCGGGUCCAGCAGGUGGUGAUUGAGUUCAUAUUGAAUCAUGUGGACCAAAUCUUUAACAAUGGUGCACCCAGCUCUCUGGAGAAUGACGAAAACCGGCCCAUCAUGAAGAGCCAGACCUUGCCAGCCCUCUCUCCACCCAUGAAGUUGGUGAGCCUGGAGGAAGCUCAGGCUCGGAGCCUGGCUACUAAUCAUCCCGCUCGGAAGGAAAGGAGAGAGAAUAGCCUGCCUGAGAUUGUCCCUCCCAUGGGCACCCUCUUCCACACCGUCCUUGAGUUACCAGACAACAAAAGAAAGCUCUCCAGUAAAUCGAAGAAGUGGAAAUCAAUCUUUAACCUGGGCCGUUCCGGAUCCGACUCCAAGUCAAAGCUGAGUAGGAAUGGGAGCGUGUUCGUGAGAGGACAGAGGCUCUCAGUGGAAAAGGCUACUAUCCGCCCAGCUAAAAGCAUGGACUCGCUGUGCUCAGUGCCUGUGGAAGGGAAAGAAACCAAAGGAAAUUUCAAUCGAACAGUCACCACCGGUGGAUUUUUCAUUCCAGCAGCGAAAAUGCACUCGACCAGCACGGGCAGCUCCUGUGACCUCAGCAAACAGGAGGGUGAAUGGGGCCAGGAGGGUAUGCCGGCAGGGGCGGAGGGGGGCUUUGACGUGAGCGGUGACCGGAGCCAACUCCAGGGCGCUCAGGCCCGGCCGCCCCCUGAGCAGCUGAAGGUGUUCCGGCCCAUCGAGGAUCCCGAGGGCGAGCAGACGGCCCCCAAGAUGCUAGGCAUGUUCUACACCUCGAACGACAGCCCCAGCAAGUCCGUCUUCACCAGCAGCCUCUUCCAGAUGGAGCCCUCGCCCCGGCACCAGCGCAAGGCCCUGAACAUCUCCGAGCCCUUUGCCGUGUCCGUGCCUCUCCGUGUGUCAGCUGUCAUCAGCACCAACAGCACCCCAUGCAGGACACCCCCCAAGGAGCUGCAGUCUCUUUCCAGCCUGGAAGAGUUUUCUUUCCAGGGGUCAGAGAGUGGAGGUUGGCCUGAAGAGGAGAAGCCACCGGGAGCUGAGACUUCUACAGCUUCUGGAGCUAAGAAGGCGGCUCUUGAGGAUGCCAAGCCAGGACCUGAAGCAGUGAGGACAGUGGAAUGCAGCAAAGGCCCUUCCCUGGAGCCAGGUGCCCAACUGGAGGAGAAGAAAAUCUCGGAAGUCGCCCUGGGCUCUCAACAUUCAAGUGAAUUAGAGAAGAGGCUGGAUCGAGGGAAGGCAGUGGAGGAGAGUCAAGAGGCUGGCCAGGUGGAGUCCAGUGCUCUGCAGGAGAGCCCCAGGGCCAGAGCCGAAGCAGUGUUUCUCCAUGAGAUGGAUGAAGAUGAUCUGGCCAACGCCCUGAUCUGGCCGGAGAUUCAACAGGAACUGAAAAUUAUUGAAUCUGAGGAGGAACUCUCCUCGUUGCCACCGCCUGCCCUAAAGAUCAGCCCCACUCAGCCAAUUCUGGAGUUCAGUCCGGCGCCCUGUGCUUCCUUGGAGCCUCCUGGGAGCUCGUCUUGUGGCUCGGCCCCAGCUCCAGUCUCCGCCCCCCUGGAGGAGUGGACUAGGGAUCCAACCAAUCAGAGCACACCGGGGGCCUCCACAGCAGCCAAUAGAGAAAAAUCCGAAGCAAGCCGCAGCCUGCCUGGAUCUGAGCCCGAGAAGGGCCAGCGGCCAGACCCCAGCAGCCUAGCUCCUCUGGAAAUAGUGCCGUUUGAGGCGGCUUCUCCACAAGCGAGGGUGGAGGUGGGAGGUCCAGGGAAUCCGUCUCCUGUGCUCCCGCCUGCUCCUCCCCCCCCAACCCCAAUGGAGGAGGCGCCUCGAGUCCAGCUGUUGGAGGGCGGCCCUGAGAGAGAAGACUCAUCCAGGAAUUUGAAGACAAAUGCAGAUACAGACCAGCUGAAGUCCAAAGGCAGCCCCGGGAUCCCCAGUCUCUGUCAGGAAGACGAGGCUGCUCCAGGACAAAGGGAAAAGCAAAAUUCAAAGGAUGCUGCUCCUGAGGGGAAAGGCUCUGGUUUUCCAAGCCCCACAAGGGAGGUUGAGAUCUCCCCACAAGGAGAGGUGGAUGUAGCCCAUUCAGUACAGGAGCCCUCGGACUGUGACGAAGACGACACUGUGACAGACAAUGCGCAGCAUGGCCUGGAGAUGGUGGAACCCUGGGAGGAGCCCCAGUGGGUGACGAGUCCUCUUCAUUCCCCUACCCUGAAAGAUGUGCAAGAGGCCCAGAUGCAGGGCUCCCAGGGCCUGCGACUGGAGAAGAGGCUUUCCCACAGGCCCAGCCUUCGCCAGAGCCAUUCUCUAGAUAGCAAAACCACAGUUAAGAGCCAGUGGACUCUCGAGGGUCCCUCCUCCAGCAGCUGUGCUAACCUUGAAGCAGAGGGGAAUUCUGACCCUCUGCAGCACCUGUCACCCAGGAGAGAGAUUACUGGAUGGGAUGAGAAAGCCCUGAGUUCCUUCAGAGAGUUGUCUUGCCCGAAAGGGACAGAGGCUCUUCCCAACCAGAAGGGACCAGGUGGUUUGCAGCCCAAACCAGCAGAAACCAGCCCUGUCAGCCUAGCAGAGGGAAAGGAACAGGGGACACCCCUGGAGCACUGCAACCCUCAGAUUGAGCAAGGCAGUGUUUCUGGGCCGCAGAGCAGCCAGGAGAAUUCACCUAGCGUGCAGGACAGCACCUCACCUGGAGAGCAUCCCCCGAAGCUACCGCUAAAGCCCACUGAGUGCGGGCCCCCAAAAGGGAAAAAUAGGCCUUCUUCCCUCAACUUGGACUCUGCCAUUCCCAUCACUGACCUCUUCCGGUUUGAGAAUGUGGCCUCAUCUGGUUCACCUGGAAUGCAGCUCUCUGAGCCAGGAGACCCGAAGUUCACGUGGAUGACCUCAUCUCACUGUAAAGUAGACCCCUGGAGGGUUUGCUCCCAGGACCCUCAGGACCCGGACAUUGUUGCUCACGCCCUGACAGGCCGCCGAAACUCAGCUCCCGUGAGUGUGUCAGCUGUGAGAACCUCCUUCAUGGUCAAAAUGUGCCAGGCCAGGGCAGUCCCAGUCAUCCCACCCAAGAUUCAGUACACACAGAUCCCACAGCCCCUGCCCUCUCAGAGCUCAGGGGAGAAUGGGACUCAGCCUCUGGAAAGGAGCCAAGAGGAACCCAACUCAACUGGUGGGACCUCUCAGAAAACUGCCAAAGGUGAUUCUCUCUCCUUGGAAAGCCCAAAGGAAGAGAAACCAAAGCAAGAUACAGGAGCCAUUGAGUCCUUGGCAGUGGAUGCCACUGCAUCUCGCAUGUGUGAGGGACCCACCCUUUCUCCAGAACCAGGUUUAGCUAACCUGCUCUCCACCCAGGAUGCAGUAGUGCAAUGCAGAAAGCGCACAUCAGAGACAGAGCCAUCGGGGGACAACCUGCUUUCUUCAAAAAUAGAGCGACCAUCAGGGGGUUCUAAGCCUUUCCACAGGUCAAGGCCAGGAAGACCUCAGAGCCUAAUCUUAUUCAGUCCUCCUUUCCCCAUUAUGGACCACCCGCCCCCAUCAUCCGCAGUGACAGAUUCCAAGGUCCUGCUGUCCCCUAUUAGAAGUCCCACCCAGACAGUUUCUCCUGGCCUUCUUUGUGGGGAGUUGGCAGAAAACACGUGGAUCACACCAGAAGGGGUUACACUUAGGAAUAAAAUGACCAUCCCUAAGAAUGGCCAGAGACUAGAGACCUCAACCAGCUGUUUUUACCAGCCCCAGCGGAGAUCAGUGAUUCUGGAUGGAAGAAGUGGGAGGCAAAUAGAAUGACAUCAGUUCACCUGCUGGUGUCUGAGAAAAUGUCGUGAUUCAUCUGGAAGUUACUAUUGGGACAACUUGCCAUUGUUCCAGGCACAGGUUAUCCAAGUUUGGGCUUAGUUUGGCCUCUUCUUUUUCUUCGGCCUUCUGACCAUUUAUUAAUUAGUCCAUUUGCCAGAAGAGAGGUCAAGAGAAGGACCAAGAGAUGAAGUUUAAAUAAGUCUCUAUGAGCAGGCAGGGAAAGGUCAGGUGAGGGAAGAGGAUGAAAUGCUGGCCUCCAAUGAGGUUUGGGACCUGUGAGUUGCGUUACUCCCCACUGCCAUUAUCUGUGACCAUUGAGAGCUGGGUGUGAUUAUGCCUUUUGAAAGAAAGAGAAAUCCUUUGCCCGUGUUGGAAAACGUUGCUAUUGAGGUUUGAAGGCCUCCUAUUUACUUCAUGCUUUUUAAUGCUCUUUAAAGCAUGUGUUCUUUUAGACAAGUUUUCUGAUAAGCUUUGUAAAAGUGUACUAUCCAGAAUAGAAGCAGAUUUGGAAAUGCAAACUAACGUACACUUAGAUAUCCAAGUGGGUGAAUUCACCCACUCUCUUUCCCUGCAAUCCCUGCAGAUCUGUCCAAGGUGGCUCCAUACGCCAGCACAGAAAGUCAGAAUCUAUACUAAAGAGCAAACUUGGAGACUGGCAUGGUCCAAGAAGACUUUCUGGCUCUGGCUUCUAUUAAUUUGGGACUCCAACUGCCACUAUCCUGCCCUCUGAUUUAUAAAUCCAGUAGCUGGGGAGGGUGGGAGCUGAGCUGAGGGUUACCUCAAUGAAAUGUGCUGAAUCUUCAUUUAGGUAUGCAAGAGUGAGGGGAUCUGCUUUCUUCCCGAUAUCAGAGUCCAAAAACAGGAUGUCUUCUUAGAGAAAAGCCUCACAUAUAGGCAGAACUACACUCCAAACUUAAUGUGUUUAAAUUGGUGGAGCAUUAGCAGAAAACACCUGUAGCUCAGCUUCACACUCCGUCCAUACUAGGCUGGGACCAGCAGUGCAGGAGAGGGUAAGCCGGGAGCCCCAGGAGGACAAGGCCGAGUCCUAGCAGGGUAGCCAUCAUUACUGCUUGGUGACAGCUGCCCUUCUUGAAAAUGUAUUUCAUUUUAGCCAGUGGGAGCCUUCCUUUCUCCCUCUCCUUCCAUUGCUCAAGAGCAGAUUCAAGGGACCCCUCUGCUUUCCAUGGUCCCCCUCAUCCACUACCCACCCCAGGCACUGAAACUUGCUCUUCCCCUGUCUAUACGCAAGCAGAAGCAAUAAACGAAUCUGAUUCUAUUUGUUAUUUAGAAGUUCAAAUGGGCCAUUCCUUUUCAGCUGGAGAGAGGAAGGAGAACGAAUCUAACCUGCUGGCAGAUUUUUGGUGCUAUCCCAAAGAGGGCUUCACAAGAGCCCUUCUCAAGGCAAAACCCUUCAGGGUAUCAAGACUUUCAGACCUUCUAAGACAACUAUCUUGUUUCAGAUACAAAGAAAAAUAGGAUCUUUUUUUAGCCCUAGGCACCUCUUCUCAGGUUCAAGUCUGGCUGAAUUCUGUCCAGAAGCUCAGUCAUUGCAGAAAUUUCUCUAAGGGCUAGCAGUACCUCUGGACAGACCUCACAGCCAAGGCUGGUGCUGGGCUGGGUAGGGGCUGAACUGAAGUUACCUCCUCCAGUGAGAAAUGGGACGCUGAUGCCCUGCAACAGAUACAUAGUCCUCUCUCUCUUCUUCCCUGAUAAGCCUUACAAGCAAUUUUGAAAUCUUGUCCUACACCUUUGAAGCCAGUGUCUAUGGCAGAGAUAACUGGCAGGCCAGCUGAUGAGUUCUGCUUUCAGAGGGCACUGCGAUGUGUGAGCAAGGGGAGCAGUGAAUAGGCCUUUGGUCAGUGUUUUUGCAUUCUCACUGGGAAUAAGACAUUGUACCAAGAGCCAAUGAGAUGUCAACCUGUAAGAAAAGUCCUAAGGUAUGGCAAUUUUCCCUUCUAGGCAAGCAAGGUGAAGAAAUAUAUUGGUGACGGAUGAGGAAGGCCAUGUUCAGGAGAUUUGAAAAGUACAUUCCUGCCUUAUCAGAAAAUGUGGCAGACAGGCUUUGUGUCAAUCUCAGUGCACUGUGGUGUCUACGCUCUGAUAAGGACCACGUUCCAGUUAGAAUGUGAGAGGGCGAAGGAACUGCACUUUGCUUUACCAUCAGAACUCUGAGCCAAGUAAUGAAAUAUUUAAACUAUUUUAUGAUUAUUUUAGAUUUUUGUUUGUAACACUUAGAGGAUAUAUUUUUAUUUGGGGAUAGCCUGAGAAGCCACCAUUUACAUAUUAACAAGUGAGUUCAAUUUGAGGCGCCUAUGUAGAUUUAUUAAAUGGCUGCCAUGUUCCUUAGACUCCGGCAUCUUUCAUUUGUAGCAUCCUCUUCAGGCGUGUGGGUGUGUGGAUAUCAUUAUGAGACACAAUGAUAACUGUCUGGAAAUAUUCUCUACUCUGAGCUUUCCUCGUCAGUCAAUCCAGAAGGCCUUAGAAGCUGGCUCACCUGCUCAGUAAGUGUCUGGCUGCUAAAGUGUGGAUCUCUCCUUUGACUAUUUCCCAGCCUAUCAACUGUCACAAACAUUCAUAAACUUCCUGUGGACCGGGGCUAGCCUGGCACUGAUGAAAUUCCAUUCUAUGUUAAAGAAAACUAUUUUUCCCCUGAAAUUGUUCCCCAAAAUGACCUGAGAUUACCGAUUUGGUCACCCACUUGGGCCUGAAAAAUGAAUGCCCUGAGAAUGGCUGGAUGGGAAUCAGAUCGCCUGCUUCCAUCCAGAGGGACGGAAUGGGUGCUGCUGGUUUUUGGAGGAUCUACUUGGUGCCCUAGAAAGGGCUGCAAAAUCAAAUUCUCAAAGGGCACCUUCAAAUCAACUAUUAGUCCCCUAAAUGGGGGUGGCUGACUUACAAUGUUGACUUUGAAGUGAAAUGCAUGCAUGUUCUAAUGUUUUCCUUCAGUGCUAAUGACUGCUUAAGAAGAUAAUGACCUAUACAUAUUGGCAAAAUGGCCCUCCCAGGCCAACUUUUUUUUCCUUCUUUUUUGCAAAAUGGACCAGAUAGAGGGAAUUUGGUUUUUAUUCUCUGCUUCACAUAGACUAUGAAGAGACCUGACCAAGAACCCCAUUAGGAUGGUUACCCUAAUCUAAGCUCUAAAAUUCAAAAUGUUGGCCAAGUCAAAAUUGUGGAUUCUGGGGAACUUAAAAAUAUAAACAUCAACAUCCUCAACAAGUAAUAUUUAUCAAGAGCUUAGUAAUAUUGCACUGGGUACCUUAGAACUCUUAAACCCUUGAAGAGUCUAAUGAAAAAGAGGAAAUAGAUGGUAGCAAGUCAAACAGCAAAUCAAACAACUGUUAUAAACAGUUGUUUACAACAACCAGGAGCAGGAUUUAGAACCAUUUAGUUACAAUUUGGAGAGAAUUUGACUUGACUUGCAAACACAAUUGCAAGUCCAGCAGAAGGUACUAGGGAGACACUCAGGCAUUGAGAAUUUUGCUUUGAUCAUUUAAAAAAUUAGAGAAUGGUAACUAAAAACAAAUGUUUCUGAGGUUUUCUGUGGUCUUAAUUGGUUUGGUUGUGAAGUCCUGUUGGAUCUCUGCUAAUGAGCUGGGCAAUAUCAGCGUUCCAUACUCCUUGAGAGGGGGUUUGAGACUUCCAUCAUCACAAAAUGGGUUGACUCCUAUUGAUGAUAAAGUCAUAGGUCCAAGAUAAACUGUUAUUUUUAUGUCUAAUGUUUAGCAUAUAAUAAUCACAUUUGAGUAAAAUUGGGUGGGAGAUUCAUUUGUCUACUGGGGCCUUGUGUUCUUGCCUGAAGAGGUGCUGGAGAAUGUAAGAUUCAUUUGUCUGGGAUUGGAAUGGAGAGGUUAAGGGCAGGUCCAAUUCUCACCAGGAUGGGGAUUAGGGCCACAUUCCACCAUGGCCUGUCCUAUCUGAUGACAACAUGAAUCUGGGAGUUAAAUGUUGCCAGGAGUAUGAUUUUACACACUUCCAGCAGGAGGGUCAGCUCAAAACAUGGAAUGACAAAGAAUGCAUGGCCUCCUUGGUCAACACCUUUUCUAGUAAAGUCAGGCCAGAAGAGGGAGCAAGCACCCUUCCAAGCAUGGAGAGGAAUGGGAGAUGGUAGAAGGGUGAUUGCCUGAGUUCAGUGUCAGUCCAGAUAGUAUAAAAUCGGGGACCACCACUGAUUGACCAGCACACAGUAGAUGAUUUAGUAGCCUUGAGGUUCAUGAGCAAUGCAGGGAUCACUUCUCUAUGAGGAUGAAGGAGGACGUAGCUAAAUAUAAGAAACCCACGAAGUACAGAGCCAUGUGCUUUACCGGAUGAAUCACGAAGCUUUGCAAUAACUUAAUGCUAUAGUACUUCCUGGCUAAUAAUUCUGCAAGGUAAAGCACUUUUUCAAAGGAGUCUGUUAGAAAGCCACAUGAUUUCAGCUGUUUGUUGAGCUCGAGUAUGUUUCCAAAGAUAUAAUCAAAAUCUUUUUCUAUUGAUUAAAAAAAUAUAAAUAUUAAACUUAUCCAUAGAGACAUUUAAGUGUAAUUAAAACAGAUUGUUAUGCUUUAAAAAUGUACUCUAAUAAAUGACAUAAAAUAUAAUGCUUAUGAUGGCACUAUGAACUAGAGGAGGACAUGGGGUCAUCAAAAUCAAUAAUAGGAAAAGUGGAUUAUAUGCAUCAGGCUCAUUGUUCUGGUCUGUUCUGUUUGAUGUCAUUUUUUAUUACUUCAAGGUUUGGUCUCACAGCAAAAGUCCUGAUGAUUUCUUUCAGUAAAUUUUUCUGGUUUUUGUUAUUUUA